Messenger RNA from Microplitis demolitor, 1924 nucleotides. RefSeq names its product juvenile hormone esterase. Bases 198 to 1868 code for a protein of 556 amino acids. Gene Ontology annotation, molecular function: cholinesterase activity. The record is from RefSeq and is a predicted model, not a curated record. The transcript is spliced from 6 exons. Lineage: Eukaryota; Metazoa; Arthropoda; Insecta; Hymenoptera; Braconidae.
UAAAAUACAUCGCAAGUUUCAGCAAUAAUGUAAAUAAAUAAAUAAAUGAUAAGAAUAAAACAAACUUUAAUUGGUGAUAACGCCAUUCACAUUUGCAUAUAGUACUUGUAACUGUUCUUUGUACAAAACUGCUAUAAAAUGAAACCAAGUGUUAUCUCAGCAGGUUUUGAGGAACAUAUGUUCUUUGACUAAGUACAAUGAAUAAGGCUAGGUGGGUAGUUGAAAUAAUUAUUUUUAGCUGGGUUCAGUGUUCUAUUUAUGCGGACUAUAUUCUAACGGAACCCGUCAGGACGACCAAAGGAUUUGUUCAGGGCAAGUUAGUGAAUACUGUUGGUAAGAAUGUUCGCUACUCGAGUUUCCUGGGAAUACCUUAUGCAAAACCACCACUUGGCUAUCUCAGAUUUAAGCCUCCACAAGAAGCCGAUGCAUGGACAGGAAUCUAUCAGGCAACGGAACAUAAAAAUGAUUGUCCGCAAUUGAAUAUUAUCAAUGGGUCUGUUGUCGGAAAUGAAGACUGUCUUUAUUUGAAUGUUUAUACACCGAAAAUCUGGGACACAAAGUUACGACCGGUAAUGGUUUGGAUUUACGGAGGAGGUUUUGAAAGCGGGUCCAGUAGUCCCGAGUCAUAUGGGCCCGAUUUUUUAAUUGAAGAAGACGUGGUGGUCGUUGCGAUGAAUUACCGCCUUGGAGCAUUGGGGUUCCUGUCUCUCAAUCACAGAAAUGCUACCGGGAAUGCCGGCUUGAAGGACCAAAACUUUGCGCUUCAGUGGGUUAGACAAAAUAUCAAUAAUUUUGGUGGAGAUCCUAAGAGAGUUACGAUUUUUGGACAGAGUGCUGGUUCUGUUUGUACUUUGUACCAUGUGCUUUCUGAUUCAUCAGCUGGAUUAUUCCAAUCAGCGAUAGCUAUGAGCGGAUCUCCUUUGAAUCGCUGGGGGUUCAUUCCUCUACCCGAAGCAGUAUCUCGCGGUUUCGCUAUUGGUAGAUACCUCGGAAUAGAUACAACAGACGCGUCAUUAAUGUUGCAAAAAUUCUACACUUUUUCUGCAGAUGAUUUUGUCCUGACUGUCGCCAACCUCGCAAACGUUUUCGUGCCCUACAUGACCCCGACAAUUGAAGAUCCUACAAUAGCAGAGUCUCCAUUUCUUACCAAAUGUUCGGUAGAUAAAUUUAAUACCGGGAAUUUCAGUCAGGUGCCGAUUAUGAUGGGAAUGACGCACACAGAAACGCUGUCAUACACUGGAUUCAGUAAAACUUCCCGGGACGGAAUCAUUGACGGGUGUCUCGAAUGCAUGAAAGAAUAUCCCGAUUUACGACAUACGAAACAGGUUCAAUUCUUAUAUGACGUUAAGACUCGCAGUAAAAACAAUGACUCGUUUACUAUUGUCGAGCUUAACAAAAUAUCCAACGUAACGUCCGACAUUUUAUUCAACGACGGGAUUGACCGGACCCAGCAAUUUCUGGUGGCAAGUUCAGCGCCAGUUUACUACUAUCGCAAUUCAUUUGAUUACCCAGCAUCCAGUCAUAGGGUCCUGGGUAUGAACCUAGAUGGCGCUGGGCACGGAGACGACAUUUUGCAAAUAUUUUGGGCGCCACAUCAAUACCAAUCGCUUGAUCCGAACAGUGAAAUCGGAAUCCAGCGAAAGAAAAUGGUUAGGAUGUGGAGCAACUUUGCUAAGUACGGAAAUCCGACGCCCAAAGGAACAUCGGAUCGACUUUUGAAUAUAAACUGGCCAGCAUCUGGAUCCAAGGGCACGUGCUUAGAGAUCGAUAGCCGACUUACCGUUGGAUCCCGACCGACUGAUGAUUUUGUAAAAUAUAUCCAAAGUCUAAAAGAGCCAUCGCUUAGAAAUGAAAACGGAUGUUCGUAACAAUUUUUCAUUGGUGUCAAAAAAAAAACUAAAGCACAAAUAAAAUUUAACUCUCA